UGGUCGAACCGUGAUUAGUCAAAACGUACUGCUCGAGUCCUGCUGUUUACGUUCUUUUUUAUUGACCACAUCCUUGAAACAUUGUCGAUUUGCGAAUAGAACGUGAAUCGUGUUAUUUCGGACGCUUUUGCUGUUGUAAAAUUGCUGCAGUUUCGAACGAAAUCCCGUUACAACGAAUCACCGUGCGGAUUCAGUGACUGUCUGCGAAUCGUUCCUGUGACACGAAUCGACGAGGAUCCCAUUGUUUUGAUCGACACUUCCGCUGUUUCCUGAUCAGCUGUUGGCAUCUCGGGGCAGCCUGGAAUACGUAAAUCGAUCCGGAUAAAACAAUGCUGUAAAUAUUUACGACGGCAUUACGUAUCGCGAAGUCGUAUUCUCGAAGAACAAUGAGCUUCCCCGAGAAACAGGACAGUAUCUCCAAGGAUGAGUGGGUGGCGAAGCUGGAGGAGGGCUCCUACAUGCAGAAAGUCUCCAUGAACAACUUGAUCAUGAAUUACCUGGUGACAGAAGGCUUCAAGGAGGCUGCUGAGAAGUUCCAGCAGGAGUCGGGAGUCGGUCUGACAGUGGAACUGAGCUCAAUGGACGAUAGGAUCCGCAUCCGGGACGCUAUACAGAACGGUCGCAUUCAAGAAGCUACGAGUCUGGUGAACCAGCUGCAUCCUGAACUGCUGGACAACGAUCGGUACUUGUACUUCCACCUGCAGCAACUACAUCUGAUUGAGCUGAUACGCACUGGUAGGGUCGAGGAGGCGCUGCAGUUCGCCCAGGAUCAACUCAGCGAGGCCGGAGAGUCCGACGAUAAUAUACUGUGCGAGCUGGAGCGCACUUUGGCACUGCUGGCGUUUGACGAACCACACAAGAGCCCGUUCAGUGAUCUCUUGCAUCCAACGCACAGACAGAAGGUUGCAAGUGAGUUGAAUGCCGCUAUACUGAAGAUGGAGCACAGGGAGUCGACCAGCCCCCGGCUUCACAACCUGUUAAAGAUGAUACUGUGGGCACAAGAUGAACUGGACAAGAAGAAGGUAAAAUAUCCCAAGAUGACUGACUUAGGUAGUGCUACGAUCGAGAAUCCGAAAUAAUUCUUAGUAGUAGAUAAAGACUGGAACGAUCUCGCGCUUUUUAUUUAUGAUUAUGGAAGAGGUGGUUGUACCAUAUGUUCUGUUCUGCAGUUUAAACGAGAGAUAUAUAUGUAUAUGACUUGAAACUUGAACAUUAAGAUAUAAACUCUCCUGCAAAUUACCGAUUUAUUUUAUGCAGAAUUAUAUCUGCGCAAUUCAAAAAGGGUAGAAUUGAUUAUUAACGCAUUAACUGUAAUAAAAUCAUAUAGUAGUUACAAUGACAUAUUAUAAAAAUUACUAUAAACGAAUUACCGCAAUAUUCACAUCUUCGGAGUUUAAUAUUAACAUAGAUAAAAUUAGCAGAUGAGUUAAUUUUAAGUUUUUUAAACAGUUAAUAACGUUAUCUAUUAAUAAUAUAUACGUAUACUAUAAUAUAAUACAGAAGAUGACACGUUUAGCCUUAGACAUUGUAUUACACAUGCGUCACAGACUUGCAUAAUUUCUGUACGAUUAUGAAACCAUAUACAAAUACAACAUGUGAUGAUAUGC
Molecule: messenger RNA, 1607 nt
Organism: Ooceraea biroi (clonal raider ant)
Lineage: Eukaryota; Metazoa; Arthropoda; Insecta; Hymenoptera; Formicidae
Gene: Hou
Product: GID complex subunit 8 homolog protein Houki
Molecular function (GO): protein binding
Source: RefSeq, a predicted model, not a curated record